Carassius gibelio (silver crucian carp) is the source of this 5744-nucleotide messenger RNA. It is a transcript of the gene adamts2a, whose product is annotated as ADAM metallopeptidase with thrombospondin type 1 motif, 2a. The transcript is spliced from 22 exons. Gene Ontology annotation, biological process: extracellular matrix organization; proteolysis. NCBI's taxonomy places the organism in Eukaryota, Metazoa, Chordata, Actinopteri, Cypriniformes, Cyprinidae. Gene Ontology annotation, molecular function: metalloendopeptidase activity. The record is from RefSeq and is a predicted model, not a curated record. Gene Ontology annotation, cellular component: extracellular matrix. Bases 75 to 4049 code for a protein of 1324 amino acids.
GCUGCUGGAUCGCUUAUCUGAGAUCUCAAAGUCCGCCUUUCGCCCGUGCGCUCUCCCCUCUCCGCGGACCUGCCAUGGAUGUUACUCCUGGAUGUGCAUUCUUCAUUAUUUUCCUUCACUUUCAGCACGCGAAUACUCUUUACAUCGCCAACAGUAUAGAUUCCCUGCAGCAUGUCCUGAGGGAGUACGGGCUAGUGAGGCCGAUGAGCGUGGAUGCAGACGGACGCUUUCUCUCCCACGCCGUCUCUGCCAGCCGGUUGAGUGGGCAGGGGUCCCACCGGCGCAGGAGGAGGCAGGCCAACCAGCAUGGAGAGACCAAUGAGGAGACAAACUCAGAGCAGGACCACCUGAGGCACAAGGAGACACUCUUUUAUAAUGUCACUGUUUUUGGACAGGAGUUUCACCUUCGCCUCAGGCUAAAUUCCAGGCUAGUGGCCCCUGGAGCCAAAGUGGAGUGGCUUGAGGACGAUAACCAAAUGCACUCUGAGCCCUUGUUGCCCAGUGACUGUUUAUAUGUGGGUUACGUUACCAAUGUGCAGGAUACAUCAGUGGCUCUCAGUAAUUGCAAUGGCCUGGCAGGGAUGAUCCGUGCAGGUCAAGAAGAGUUUUUUAUCGAGCCACUGGAGAGAGAAGGCGACAUGACAGGAGAGGAGGAAGGAGGACCCGGCCGUCAUCACAUCGUCUACCGGUCCUCUGACAUCAAGAAGCCGGUCGUCAAUCAACCCGGUGACUUUCACCCCAGAGGUUCACCUCUGGGUCUUCAGGCUGGAUUGCAGUAUUUACCCCACCAUGUUAAGAAGAAAAUAAAGAGCAACACACGAACACGCAGAGAGACUUAUGAAGAUGAGAUCUUUAACAUCGAGGUUCUCUUGGGAGUCGACUGCUCUGUGGUGAUGUUUCAUGGCAGAGAGCACAUCCAGAAAUACCUCCUGACCCUCAUGAAUAUUGUGAAUGAGAUUUAUCAGGACAGCUCCCUGGGUGCCCAUAUUAAUGUUGUCCUGGUUAGAAUCAUGAUGCUCUGCUCCUCCAAGUCCAUGGGUUUGAUUGAGCUGGGCAACGCCUCUCAGAGUCUGGAGAAUGUCUGCCGCUGGGCCUACCUGCAGCAAAAAGAGGACAAGAAUGAUGCAGAAUACCACGAUCAUGCCAUUUUCCUCACCAGACAAGAGUUUGGGCCCACUGGCAUGCAAGGUUAUGCUCCCGUGACAGGAAUGUGUCACCCUGUGAGAAGUUGCACUCUGAACCAUGAGGAUGGCUUCUCGUCUGCUUUUGUUGUGGCCCAUGAGACAGGACACGUACUGGGGAUGGAGCACGAUGGCCAGGCGAAUGAGUGCGGGGAUGAGGUUCCCAUGGGGAGUAUAAUGGCUCCUCUGGUUCAAGCAGCCUUCCACCGCUUUCAUUGGUCCCGAUGUAGUCAACAGGAGCUCAGGCGAUAUCUCCAUACAUAUGACUGUCUGCGUGAUGAUCCCUUUGAUCAUGAAUGGCCAACUCUGCCCCAGCUGCCUGGCCUGCAUUACUCUAUGAACGACCAGUGCCGCUUUGACUUUGGCAUGGGCUACAUGAUGUGCACUGCGUACAGCACCUACGAUCCUUGCAAGCAGCUGUGGUGCAGCCACCCCGAGAACCCUUUCUUCUGCAAGACCAAGAAGGGCCCACCUAUCGAUGGGACCAAGUGUGCAACAGGAAAGCACUGUUUUAAGGGUCACUGUAUCAAGCUGACGCCAGACAUUCUUAGGCAGGAUGGCCACUGGGGUCAGUGGACCAAGUUUGGCUCCUGUUCUCGUACCUGUGGUGGUGGAGUACAGUUCCGAACUCGAGAGUGUAACAACCCAAUUCCGUCCAACGGGGGGCGCACUUGUUAUGGAAACAACUAUGAGUUCCAGCUCUGUAACAUGGAGGAGUGUGAAAAGGCCCUGGCUGACUUUAGAGAGGAGCAGUGCAAAAUGUGGAACCCCCACUUUGAGCAUGACGGCACCAAACACCAUUGGUUGCCCUACGAGCAUUCUGAACCUGAAGAGAGAUGUCAACUGUACUGCCAGUCAAAAGAAACUGGAGAUGUGGUCUCCAUGAAGAGAAUGGUGCAUGAUGGCACACGUUGUUCCUAUAAAGACCCUUACAGCGUGUGUGUGCGUGGGGAGUGUGAGAAAGUGGGCUGUGACAAUGUCAUAGCCUCGGAGCUAGAGGAAGAUAAGUGUGGCGUGUGUGGAGGAAACAACUCUACCUGCAAGAUAGUCAAAGGAAAUUUCACCCGCAGCACAAGGAAACCAGGUUUUCUGAAGAUCCUGGAGAUUCCUAGAGGAGCACGCCACAUACAGAUCCACGAAUUCAAAGGAACUCCGCAUAUUCUAGCGGUGAAGAACCAGGCCACAGAUCAUAUCUUCCUGAACGACGAAGGUGAUUUUCCUGAGUCACGUACAGUAAUUGAGAAAGGUGUGGCAUGGGAGUAUACUAACAAUGACGACAAGGAGACAGUCCAGACCACUGGACCACUCAAAUAUGGAGUUCUCAUUAUGGUCCAGUCUCAGAGCAUUUCUAAAGUCACGCUUUCAUACAAAUACAUCCUGGCAGAAGAUCCGCUCUCAUCGAUGGAGAACACCCUGCCUCAGGAUGACACAAUUUACUUCGAGUGGGCUCUCAGGAAGUGGUCACACUGCUCAAAGCCAUGUGGCGGAGGGAAACAGUACACACGUUUUGGAUGCCGGAGGAAGUCGGAUGGCAAAAUGGUACACCGCACACUCUGUGCCAACAUACCCAAGCCUCGUGCCAUCAGUCGAGUCUGCAACCAGAAGGAGUGCUCAGAACCAAUCUGGGUGACAGGAGAAUGGGAGGAGUGCAGUAAAUCAUGUGGUAAGACUGGUUCUCAGACUCGACCUGUGCGCUGUGUGAGACCUGAACUGGACGGUUCAUACAAAGCCAUCAAUGCUAAGUAUUGCAAUGAUGACCGGCCUGAAGGGCGACGAUCCUGUAAUCGUCACCUAUGCCCUGCACAAUGGAGAACUGGACCUUGGUCUCAGUGCUCAAUGACCUGUGGUAACGGGACUCAGGAGCGGCAGGUCAUGUGCAGCACCCCUGAUAAUGCCAUCGGCGUCUGUAUGGACACCAAGCCUGACAGCAUCAAAUCAUGUCUGCUGGCACCGUGUCCAAAUGACAGAGGAAACUUCCUCAUCCAGUGGCUCUCCAGAGCAGACCCUGAGUUCUCAGCGCCCAAGAUCUCCUCAAGGUCCCGCUGUAAAGGAGACAAGUCGGUGUUCUGUCAGAGGGAAGUUCUCAGUAAGUACUGCUCCUACCCGGGCUACAGGCAGAUGUGCUGCAAGUCCUGCAAAGCGGGCAACCACUCCUCUGAAUUCAACCUGACUAGACCCAGGAUGUACACCACUGUCACUCCUAACAUAACUCCCACUGCAAUGGCUCCCGUUCGCAUGACACAGCUGUACAGGACCUCACAGAAGCCCGCCACAACAAUCACACCGUCGGUCAGCAGAUGGAGAAACAUCAGCACAGAGCCCAGCUCUUGGGGCUACACAACCACUGUGAAUCCGACAACCCUAAAACCAGCAACCACAGUCCCUUUCACCACUGGUUCUGUCACUGUGCACACGAAGCACCCCAGCACACUCGAGUAUGAAGAGGAAACCAGCACCCCCUUCUACGAGGAUGAACCCUGGAGCGACGUCUCAACCGAACACGUCUCAGAAUCCCAAUCGUCAGAGUCCAUCUCAUCAUCUGCAGAGCCUUGGCCAACAUCACCACAAUAUAAAACCACACCUCAGAAUAAAAACAUCGAGACAACGCUACAACCUAACGUUACUGCAACAACAAGCCCUCCUGCCAUAAUCACUCUCCAUCAGUCGGAAGACAAGAAGGAGAAUAACUCCAUCGACGUGUCCUACAGGAUUGUCAAUCCGAACGAGGCCGCACUUAACCACUUUGUUCCCAGAAAUCGAGUGCCCUUCCGUGAGAAAACGCACAAUAAAAGAAUUCAAGAGCUUCUUGCGGAGAAAAGACAACGGGACUUCCUGCUUCAAAGACUGAAACGAAAACCAGGAGACUGAUACAUUUCCUUUUCUUUAUCCCUGUGGUAUUUUGUGAGUAUAUUUUAAGUGGUUUUAUGGCCUCUACACUCUUUCUUGGCAUUUGCAAUAUUUUGACAGGAAAUAACCUCAGAUCGCAGUCUUUCAUGUAGUGUCUGUUUAAGGCAUCUGAUCGGAUAGAAAAUUGACCAUAGUCAUGUUUGGUUGGGUUUUUUGAAGAUGACAUUGCCCCAGGGAUUUACCACACACACAUACCACGAAAAGUUGUGUUGUUUGUCAUUAUCUCACUUUUAAAGGUUUACUGGCCCAGCUGAAAACAUAGUUAAAUCAGCUCAAGCUGGUUUGCUGGUCAAAGAUGGUCUGGUUUGUUCGUUUUAGAUGGGUUUUGUUCAGACCAGCUUAACCAGCUGAACACAAUCUUGACCAAAAUCGAAAACCAGCUUAAACAAGACUAGCUAAAAAUCUGGUUCAAUGCUUUUUGUCAUCAGGAGAAUGAUGUUUCAACAUUUGGUGUAUCUUGUCCAAAGUUUUAAGUCAUCUUACCUGUAAUUGCAUUACAGAACAGUAUAUAUAAAGCUAACUGCCCAAGGACUCCCUUCGAAAAUGAACUGAUUUUAACAUAAAUAAAAACAUGAUUAUGGUUAUGCCAUAAUAAAAUGCUACACUAAACAUAGUUUAACCAUAGUAUUUGUAGUAAAACUGUGGUUAUACAAAUGGUAAUCAAUACGUCAAAAAACAACAUGGUUAAUACACUUUUACUACAAUAAAACCAUGGUUUAUUUCCACAUACAAAGAGGUUUACUAUAUCAUCAAUAGUGUAGCGAUGUGUGAAGCACAGUUCAUACAGAAGUCACUUUUAAACCAAGCAGCAUUCUGUUGAUCAGUGCGUUGAAUCUGUAUUAGGAAAUAUUUUGUCUCUACACGAAAUUCCAGAUUGUGUUGAUUCCUGUUGAAAAAGAUUGAAUUUCAUGUGUGGAAAUUCGUAAAACAAUGGUAUUUGAUAGCACCUCGAAUUUGGAUACUCAAACCUUAUGUUGAAAAAUCAUUCUCGUCGGGGGUGGUAAUGUGUUCAGAAAUAUUCAUUUGCUUCUAAAUGAACAAAUGUAAAUCAGCUAGUUGCGGCAUAAUGGAAUAUAAACUACUUCGCACUUCAGCAAUAUGCUGAGUAAACCGCAAGACACAUCGCAGCAGGCAAAUGUGUCGCAAUGUUUACAUGGGGAAGAACCAACACAGAUGGAUGCCCAUUAGGAUGACUGCUGUGGGAUUGCCGGUCAUCUCUUGACAUUUUGGAACAAAACGUGAAUUCUGUAACCACAUGGCUAUUUCCUGCAAACACUUAUCUGGCUUCUCUCUUAAUAAAUGCACAGAUCUGAAUCCCUUUCGUAAAUGUUGUAAAUAUGAGCUAGAAUUUAUUUUUUGUAUUUAUUGAAGUACCUGUGCUUUCUCCCAAAGCCGCUUUGUGUUUAUUAGACCACUUUGCGCUUUUUUUUUGUGCAUGCGGCAUGAGUGACAAUCCUACACGUAUCCAAGAGCCAAUACUAUGAUAUCUCCUCUACAUUGUCCAAACACUGUAUUGAGAAAUCAGUGUACAUUACAAAUGCAAUAGACAUCUGCAUUCUUCAUUCAUGACCGUCCACAUUCUUGAUUCAAGGGGUACAAGUGGACGUCUGCAUUUUUGAUUCAUCACAUUCUUCACUUAAUAAAGCUGCAAAUGAA